UCUUUCCAUUUUUCUUCGAAUUCCUUUCCCUUAAUCCUCAAGUUAUCAUUAUUGAUUGAUUGAGUUGUAAUCGCUAGGGUUCUUCUGGAGGCAAGUUUGUUAGUUUUUUUUUUUUUUUUAAUUUUACAGAUUUUUCAAUGAAUAGCUGUGCCUUUUUCGAGUUUAGAAUCGUAGAGGAGCAGAGCAUGGGGAUUCUUGAAUUUUAAGGCAUAUGUUGUAAUCUAUGAUUUUGUUUAGAGAAAAUUACCAUGUGUUGGACUCAUUAAUUUACUAAAAGAUUAUAGAUUUUGUAUAUGCAUAGCAAAAAUGAAUUAGCUCUGAACUCUAGACAACAUGUCAAAAUGUUUGGUAAUCAAUAGAUAAGUAGAUACUACACAUAUAAAUUAAUACGCGUCAAAUGGUGGGAAGGUUUAUUUUCUUUUAGAGACACUUGACAUCCUAGCCUUGAGUCCAAAUAUUUCACUUUUAAAUUUUUUUUUUUUUGGGUUGCCGCUCACUUGGAGACUUUAGGAAACCUCAAUAGCAAGUCGAGCUAUCAUCAUGGUAACGUUACCGUUCCGCUUCGAUGUCAGUACUUCAUAGAAGUUGAUGAGGCUCAGCCAUGCCAAUUGAAACUUAUCGAUCAAUUUAAUCAGCAACGGACAAGAUAUAAACCUAUCAGUAGUAUGGGUCCUAAUAACAGUGAUAGAUUGUUGUUUCUUGAUAUUUUUGAAGUGAACUAGAAUACGUAGUGGUGAACAAUUAAUAGCUGGUUUGCCCCGAGUGUUACGGGGAAGAGUUAAGAUCUUUAGCACACAGGUUUCCUCAAAGUAAAAGUGAUCGAAACCAUUCCGAAAACAGAAUAAAUAGAUUGAAUAGUAUGUCGUGCUUGAGGGAGCACACUAGGUUCCGAGACCUGGGUUUAGGGUUCAAAUGUGUUGUUUUAAACCUUGAUAAUAUUAGCUAUUACUUGGUAUGUCCUGGAAAUACUUCUCUCAUUGUCAGGGAAUGGAAACGGAAAUGUUAGUAAUCAAUGAUAGUAGAUUAGAAGAACAACUGAAAUAUAGACUGGAAACCGAUCUGAUUCCCGAGUGAACUGAUUUAAAUCAAGGAACGCCGUCUUCCUGAGGUUUGAUGGGCUGGCCUUCCUGGCUCUGACUUAUUCUGUAGAUGGCAUUAUUGAGCCAUAUAAGAUCCAUCAUUGAUCAAACUCAUCCAUUUUAGUUAGCUUACAUAGAUUUAUGCUCAAGCUACAGAAUCAAAUUUGGGCAUGAUUUUAUUUUAAUGAGAGCUAGUCAAGCCUCUUAGAUCUUUAUGUAGCCGGUUGAAACUGAUCAAACUGCAUUCGGUUUUCAUUCUCCAUUACAUGUUAAUAUUUUUUUCAUUAGGGGAUAUAAACUUUGCAAUUCUUUUCCUUUUUCCCCCUUCAUGUCUGCUCUUUUAACUUUCAAGGACCAGUUAGUGCUUGAUGAAUAAUUACUUAUCUUUCUAUUUGCAGAACCUUGUUCUUGAUUUUGGAAGGCAAUUCAGUCAUGCAGCUGUAUCAUCAUCCUUACUCAAUGGACAGUCAGAAAGUGAGGCUUGCAUUGGAAGAAUGUGGCAUCGACUACACAUCUUACCAUGUCAAUCCUAUUACAGGAAAGAACAUGGACGCCUCAUUCUUCCGAAUGAAUCCCUCAGCAACACUUCCAGUAUUCCAAAACGGUUCUCAAGUCAUUUACCGAGCCAUGGAUAUAAUCCUGUACAUAGAUAGACUGAUCGUCUCUUUAGAAUGCAAGGAUUCUUCUAUCACUACCGAAGUUAUGGACUGGAUGUUAAAGAUAGAAGAGUGGGAUCCUAAGAUUUUCACCUUAUCUCAUGUCCCUAACAAAUAUCGACUAUUUGUUUCGAAAUUUGUCCGUCGGGUUGUCAUUGCUAGGAUGUCCGAGGCUCCAGACUUAGCCAGUGUCUACCACAUGAAACUUAGAGAUGCCUAUGAGAUUGAAGACAAGUUGAAGGAUCAAGAUAUUAUAGAUCAAAGCGAGGAAAAACUGGUUAAACUUCUUGAUGAUGCCGAGAUGCAGUUGCAUGAGACCCAAUAUCUCGCUGGUCGAGAGUUCACUUUUGCUGACUCAAUGUUUGUACCAGUUUUAGUGAGGAUAACACUAUUGAACCUGGAAAAGGAGUACAUUGAUUGCAGGCCUCAGAUAAAGGAGUAUUAUCAGUUGGUGAAGCGAAGGUCCAGUUAUAAGAAAGUCAUUGGAAAGCAUUUUUCGGGAUGGAGAAAGUAUCGGAUAUUAGUGAAGACUGUGUGCUUCCUUUGUAUCAGAAGUCUGUUCAGAAUGUACUAGGAAAUUUUAAAAAAAAAGAAGAAGAAGAGGAAUACUUGUACAGUGUUAUGGCAAUGGUCAGUGUGUUCCUCCUGCACUUUUUUAAGGAAAGGAACAUCAAAGAAUAAUGAGUCAGUGUGAUCAAAUUUGUGAAGUGUGAAGUUGACUAGUAUAUGUUUUUCACCCCUGUUUUCGUUGUCUCUACAAGUAUGAGGAUGAUAUCUUCAUCUUGAUUUUUGUAAAGGUGAUAAUGGUAUUGCUUGCUUCUGUAAACUGUACUGAUUUCAUAAUAAGAAUGAAGUGAGUAUUGAAA
This is a messenger RNA of Asparagus officinalis (garden asparagus), 2601 nucleotides long. RefSeq names its product glutathione S-transferase TCHQD. Gene Ontology annotation, molecular function: glutathione transferase activity. The record is from RefSeq and is a predicted model, not a curated record. The coding region runs from base 1512 to 2309 and encodes 265 amino acids. NCBI's taxonomy places the organism in Eukaryota, Viridiplantae, Streptophyta, Magnoliopsida, Asparagales, Asparagaceae. The transcript is spliced from 4 exons.